GGGGAAGAUGACAAUAUAUUCUUGUGGCGCGAUGAAAGUGAAAGACAAUGCAAGUGUUGUCAUCGGGAAAAAGCCAACGACACUUUUCAUCUUCUUGGGUCGCGAUGCAGAGACGCUGUGGAAUUACGACUACCCAUUAUGCAUUGUGCAGAGUCACGGGGAUGGAACAUGAUCUCGGCGAGUGGAUAUAAAGAUGACAACUCUAUCAUGGAUCUCCGUCAUUCUCACCGCGCGCGCUCCUUGUGAAAGUGUGAUCGUCUCUUCAUGCACAGUCCCAACUCACCUCUAUCGCCCAUCAUGCUGAAUCAGUUCGGAUUUCUCGUGAUUCUCCUCAUCGCGAGUGCAACGGCUUUGCCAUCGAGUGUCCCGUUCAAGGAUAAGGAGCCCAAGCUACACUCCUUUGGCGCCGAAGACUGGAGAAAGGCCUACAAUGAGUCCCACAACGCUGUAAAUUCCGACGCCACCAACGAGAGGAGCCAAAGAUUGGGAUACACCACAGGAUAUGGCAAUGGACUGCAGGGUUAUCCUCAUUCCGCCAACGGCAUUGGCGUUUACACUCCUAUGAAGAUCGACUUGGGCGGCGUUUUCCUCGGAGCCCUCGUUGGAAUUGGCGCCAUCCUCAUCCUGCCUAAACUCGUGAAUGCCUUCUCUGGCAAUUACGGCAACUACCGCAGCAUUGAUGGCGAGCCUGCUGGCCUGGGAGAGAUGUUGGCCAAGCUGGACACGUAUCUUGGCCAGAACAACAUCGACACGGCGUCUUGCAUGCAGCGCGCUGUCUGCACGUAUGUAAAGUCCUCCGAAAAGAACAUGAGAAGCGGAGCUGCCGAUCAAAUUGACCAGAUCAUCCACGACAUCUCGCGCAAUUCCAUCGUCGAGUACAUGUUGGACGGCACGCCGAUAAAAGAGGCACUGGAAAACGGCCGAAGCGAUAGAGUGGCCAAGUGUGAGAUCCUCUAUCCGGGCUGCAAGCUGGACCAAGACUCUCUUUUGCAGAUGGUGAAGCGCUUCAUGCCGAAGAAUUGAGGAGUUUAUGUCUGUGUAAAUUUGCUAAAACGUGGUGUUUCUCUUUUUUACCUUUUGUAAUUACAAGAUCGUUGGAAAAUCAGUGGUUUUUCUAAUUUCUGACGCGAUGGCGAGCAUGUGAGAGGAUGCAAGUGGGUGAGUCUUGCACGAGAAGGUCUUCGGCGCAAAAAGAGAGCCAGUGUUUGGCACAGAAAACACAAACAGUAAACUUAUUUUCGUGAAAUUUGGGUGAUAUUCUCACGAUCAAUGUGAAAAUCCCGAUUGUGGGUGUGAGCGUGCAACUGAAAACAGCCACAUAUUUGAAGGCAAGCAUUUUUCAUCUCUUGGUC
Phlebotomus argentipes is the source of this 1352-nucleotide messenger RNA. RefSeq lists its product as uncharacterized. Lineage: Eukaryota; Metazoa; Arthropoda; Insecta; Diptera; Psychodidae. The record is from RefSeq and is a predicted model, not a curated record. Bases 265 to 1023 code for a protein of 252 amino acids. The transcript has 2 exons.